Molecule: messenger RNA, 1864 nt
Organism: Alternaria alternata
Lineage: Eukaryota; Fungi; Ascomycota; Dothideomycetes; Pleosporales; Pleosporaceae
Product: MFS multidrug transporter-like protein
Exons: 3
Coding region: 163-1644 (493 amino acids)
Biological process (GO): transmembrane transport
Molecular function (GO): transmembrane transporter activity
Source: RefSeq, a predicted model, not a curated record
CUCCGCUAUCACAGUCGACCGACACUAAAAAUGUACCCCAUACCUAAACACGCCUUAGGGCGUUCAUUAGUCACAAUACGCCGCCUCGUCCUGUAAAAAAGUUCCUGGGCCUGGUAAACCUCGCAACAAUCUCAUCUUGAACUUCUCUGGAAAGCAAACGCAAUGGUAUUUGCGGACGAAGAGCAGCCUCUGCUCAGAAUUAUAUCACACGAAUACGAAAGUAUUCAACAGGAGCGCGAUGGUGAAGAAGCCGGGAAUGACGCGCUUGAUUUUGAACCUUUGGACCCUGAAAACCCUAGGAAUUGGUCGAAAACGUUCAAAUGGGGAAACGUCUUUCUGCUUGCCCUGAUGGCAUUUACAGUCACGUUUACUUGCAUCGGCGUUGUGCCGGUGGCUAGCACGAUUGUUGAGGAUCUCGAUGGAAAGCACUCAAGCUCUGCGAACAGCGCCUUACUCGUUACUAUCUGGGAACUCGGAGAAGCUGCCGGACCUCUGCUCAUCGCACCAAUGUCAGAAAUCUUUGGAAGAUAUCCUGUUUUCAACGCUUGUAACAUCGGAUUCAUCGCUGCAACUAUUCUAGCAGUGUUAAGCCAGAACAGCGGCGUUUUCAUUGCUGCCAGGAUGCUCACGGGCCUGUGCGUCGCCUCAAAUGUUCUCAACCCAGCGAUCAUUGGAGACAUUUUUGAGAACGAAGAACGUGGUUCCGCAAUGUCUCUGGUCAUGCUUGCACCAUUAAUUGGAGGGGCCAUCGGCCCUGCCAUCUCGGGCGCAAUCGCGCAGACGCUAGGGUGGCGUCGCAUGUUGACCAUUGCCGCGGCAUUGGCCAUUGUGUGCGAGGUCCUGUUCCUUGUCUACUUCAGAGAGACCUACAAGAUGACUAUCUUGAGGAGGAGAGCAGCAAAGACGAUGCAGGAAACCGGAGAAAUCUCCGAAUCCAAGACUACACAUGAGCAUCUAGCGAAGCUAUGGCACUCGAUGACCCGGCCCUUCGCGGUACUGUUCGGGUCGACCGUACUCAUGCUUCUCUCUUUGUUCGCUUCCGUAGCGUUCAGCUUCUUCUACGUCGUCAGUGUUUCAUUACCGAUUAUUUUGAUCGAGAAGUAUGAUUUCAGACUCGCCAUGAUUGGUACUACAUUCAUCUCAUUCAGCGUUGGAUCUUUCUGCAGUGUCCUAGUCUGCAACUUCACACUCGAUAGGAUAUAUGUCAAGCUUCGUGGUCCAGAUGGUGCAAAAGGAAAGCCAGAAUAUCGCCUUCCUCUCUCCAUCAUCGGUGCGAUCCUGCUACCCUUCUCCGUAACAGCGUAUGGCUGGAUCGCUGAGCAUCGUCUCCCUGUACUCUUGCUUCUUGCCUCUGUCGCCCUCAUGGGAUUCUCGCUCCUUCUUACAGUCAUACCGUUAUCUGCCUACGUCGUUGACGCUUGUGGCAUGUACUCUGCUUCGGCUAUGACUGGCGUCAUUGUCACCAGAUGUCUCAUGGGUACUUUCCUGCCACUGACCACCGGGCCACUGUCUGAUGCUCUCGGAUAUGGAUUGGGUUUCAGCAUCCUGGGCGCGUUGAGCCUGUCUUUGGCAAUCAUUCCGAUGUCGAUCUUCAAAUUUGGAGAGAAGUGGCGACAACAUUCAGAGUUUACGAAAGACUCUUGAGGAAUAACCGAGCAGGUAUUGCAUACGAGAGAAAAAACAGACAGAUAUAGAAGUAACAAGCUCUAACUUAAAGCUUACGUUUCCUAAUAAGAAAACUUAUAAAGAUUAGUAGUAUUGAGGUCUUCUAGGUUUUCUAAGAAUCGGAAGGUGCACACCUGAGACAGCCACGAACUCGGCAUGAGUGACGUAGAUACACACUUAGUAAUGAACUUUCAAGGUG